Messenger RNA from Pelobates cultripes (western spadefoot toad), 498 nucleotides. Lineage: Eukaryota; Metazoa; Chordata; Amphibia; Anura; Pelobatidae. The record is from the annotation of a GenBank genome assembly.
AUGGGCUCCGGCAUUAACCUGAGCAAAAAGGCACAAAAGACUGCUAAAAAGUCGGCUAUCCCGACAACAACUAACAGGGAACGACCCCAGCACACCCCAGCACACCUCGGAUGCCGGCAAGAAGCACACCACAAGGUGGACGAGCAACGGAGGGCGAGACAGGCCUACACGCGGCAGAGCAUCCGGCCGAGACAACGCCACGCGGCAGGACGCCACAGAGAGGCGCAGCCCCGAAACAUUUCAGCGGGAGAGACGCUGCACAGAUGGUUCCCUUUGCACACCCGGCCCGGGGCACGGCCCUGCCCCCCCCCCCCGGCCGGUGGGGGUUAUCCCGGCCGCAUGGCGGUGACCUAUGCCACGGCGGGAAUUCCCGCGUGGGGUGUGCGCUGGCCGCCUACACUGGCAAAAGCUGCAUGUGAAGCAGCAAGCCAGCAGAAACUGUCAUUAACAUGGAGGGAGAGGAGAGCUAGAGUGUGGAGACACACAGACCCCGAAUGA